AUGCAAGUCAAACUGCAUACUUUUGUACAGUCAUUUACGCUUUUGUUUGUUCCGAUCUUCAUGUACUUCUUCAAAGGAUUUCUCUCGAAAGUUACCUCGUUGGACCCUUGGCUCUUAUCAGGACUGACUGUGGUUUCAUGUAUGCCACCUCCGGUUUCUUCCGCAGUUAUUCUCACAAAAGCAGUUGGUGGUAACGAGGCUGCUGCUAUUUUUAAUUCUGCCUUCGGCUCCUUCUUGGGAAUUGUCGCUACUCCACUUCUUUUGUUGACUUUCAUGGGCGAAUCUGCAGCGAUGAGUUUCACUUCAAUUUUUGCCCAGCUUUCUGUCACCGUCGUCAUCCCAUUAAUUUGUGGUCAGAUCUUACGCCAAUUUGUCAAAGAGUGGCUCGAAGUAAGAAAGCCACCUUUUGGGGAGAUGAGCAGUUUUAUGUUGCUGAUGAUUAUUUACACCACUUUCUGCGAUACAUUUCUGUCCCCUCAUCUGAAAAUCGAUCCUUACUCUUUGAUCACUAUCGCCGUCAUCAUCUUCUGUCUCCAAGUCUCCUUUAUUUCCCUCACCUUCUGGCUUUCUCAGCGACAAUGCUUUGGCUUCACGGCCAAAGAUACUGUAGCAAUCAUGUUCACUGCUACUCACAAGUCCCUCACGCUUGGAAUUCCCAUGUUGAAAAUCAUCUACAGCGGCUCCGAUCAUUUGAGUCUCCUUUCGAUCCCUCUUCUUUGCUAUCAUCCGACUCAAAUUCUUCUUGGCGGCUGUUUGGUGCCUUCCGUCCAGACCUGGAUGAACUCGAAGCUUCGGCAAGUUGCUCCCGACAUUUAA
Molecule: messenger RNA, 816 nt
Organism: Oikopleura dioica
Lineage: Eukaryota; Metazoa; Chordata; Appendicularia; Copelata; Oikopleuridae
Source: the annotation of a GenBank genome assembly